GGUCCUUCCUCCAGCUCUGACUCUCAUGGAGUCGCUGCAAUUUAGGUUUGUCGGACGGAGCUGGCUUUGAAGUCAUGAGAGUCCUUUGACGCUGAGUGAGGCCGUCUUGCCGGCCACAUGAGCAGCUUGCCGCCGCCCUAUGAGGCAGACGAUGUCCCUCUCCGGCCCAAGGGAGCCAGUCCGCCUCCGCCUCCGCCUCCGCCUCCGCUCUGCGACUACCCCCUGCCUGUGGAUGGGAGCGAUGCGUCACUGUCGGACACCUACGACCUUCAGCACACGCACAGCGAUGCGUUCGUGGCCUCUUCCAUGCUUCCGAGUGGCAUCCUUUGGGCGCGCAGCAUGGACGACCAUCCCGAGCAUCCCGAGCACUCUGUGACAGACCACCCGGAGCCGCCGCCACUCUAUCGAGAGCCGACGCAUUAUGGCUCGUCCUAUCAGCCUCACACACGUCGAAUGAUUGCGCCCCCUCCCGCUCCGCCGCAGUCAGCGCCCGAGAGUGCGUCCAGGCUGGUGACCGACCUCUACCGAGAUGACAGCACCACAGGAACUGAGUACAUGGGGCGUACGAGCUCGGGCACCAGCACCACACUUGCUCUCCCUCCUCUCAUGCACGCACCGACGGCCUCAACCUUGACCUCGUCGCAGUCGCCGUGUGAGAGAGGAAGGGGGCCUCUGCCUCAGUUGCCCACAGCUGGGCACACUGGGGAAGGCAAGCCGCGGGGCUAUGACGGUCGGCUGGUCGCGGAGGCGAGCCCACUGCUACCACCGCCUUAUCGUGAACCUCCAGUGGGGCCGCUGAGUGGUGGCCUGGAUGACAGCGGUGAUCCAUAUCUUGACCCGAGGCAGCAGGCUGCGACCUUGAGGCACAGCGACCCUCAUCUCAGCCAUCACCACCCAUCAGCCCCGCCCCAUCCGUUCAUCCUCCCGCCCCCUUCGCGCCCCAUGACUCACUCCGAUGACCGGCACUCGAGUGUGACGACGCUGAGGGAGCCGCCGGCGCACCAUCAUGCUCGUUCCGGCCCCCCACCCAUUCCACCCGCUUAUGCGCCACCCAUGCACGGCGCCUUUGGCAGUGGAUUGCUGCCCAUGCCGGCUCCACUGAGUGCGGGACAUCCGUCGGCUGGGCUCUAUCACUACGGCGGCGACGGGAGGGGUCGGGGGUAUGGCUACCGGGGGCGAGGGCGGCAGGAGAAGAGGGGCAGGGGAGUCAGGAGUGGUGCGAGGGAGCCCAGGGACCCCAACCGUAAGCAAAGCACCCGACAUCAACAGACGGGGCGCACACAAAUUCCCUUGAAUGUACCUACCUAUGUCAUGUGAUGUGUGUGGUGCACGUCAGGUCCUCGGUGGGAUGUCAUUCGUCGGAGUAUCCGCGACCUGCUGGAGAGCAAUGUGGAGGAGGAGUCCGGCAUACUCCUCUCGCAGCUCAAGCCACUGAUCAGUAAGCACCCACCCACUCACUCACUAAGUCACUCACAAAGCCGUUGCCGUCGCAUUCCUUACCGCCUCCUUCCUCAAUCAGCACCACUUGUUUGUCAUGUCUUCUUCUCAUGUCAGAGGUGCAGGUGGACCCCUCCUUUCACGAACGACACUAUGGCUUCGUCAAGUUCUCCGCCCUCCUGAGAGAGAUGGAGGAGCUGGGCGACCUCGAGUUCGCUUCCGAGCCACCGCAGGACAUCUCAGCAGAUACUGACCAGUCAAGCUCUCAGCAGCAGGUGACGGAUCUGCGUGUGCGGCCCGCUCGUUUCAAGGUCAACGUCAAGGCGGCGUCGGAGCACUCUCUGCAGCCAAGUGAUCGGCACACAGAGAGCGGCGUCGCCUCGGCUGGGAGCCUGCAGAGCCCUCUGCCGAGCCCAUUGCCUGCUGAGGACGUCCUGGCUGAGGAGCGGGAGGUAUACAUUCAGUACAUGCAGCAGAUUGCGCGGUCGAUACCCCCGCCGCACCCACGGACACCGCCACGGGUACGCGGACAUGACGGAGCAAUGAGCGCACCGACACCCACCCAUGUUUCCCCUAAAUUGUGUCUGUGUGUUCAGCCACCGGCCGGCCCCUCUGCUGCCUCUUCUAGCCGCGACGAGGGCCAGGGACUGCAAUCGCGGCAAGGCGUACAUCAUAAGGCUACUGCAUUGUAGGGGGGGUAGGGGGGGAGGGAUGGGUGUUGGGAGGAAUGGGGAUCAUUUUGACUUGACGACAGGGCGUGCAGAUAUCACGCCUUCGUGUCGGCUAGCUCCCUCCUGUUUCUCAGCCAUCUUGCUCGGCACCAGCGACAGACCGGCCGACAGACCGAUGUUCCGGUGUUCUGUCGAGCUGUCGUCGCUGGCCAGCAAGUAGCUCAUGCCUCCUGCCCAUGUGUCGAUGGAUGGAUGGAUGCCCACUUUCUCAUACGCUGUUUGUCGCCUGCCUGCCUGCCUGCCUGCCUGCCGGUGUGCCUGAUCAAUUUGACUGACUGACUGACUGACUUACUGCAGUGAGUGUCAGGUCAGCCCACUUCUCGGGCUGCACCUGCGUCUUCUCUUAGGAAGAAAUGGGUGGGGUGGGGUGUAUGGCUGCCUUGCAUUGCUCUACGUGUACCUGGAUGGAUGGAUGGAGCACAGCAUCGGUUUGUGGCUUGUCUGUCUGUUUGCUGACUUGGCGUCUGGCGCCGACGCAGCACAUCCCAAAUUACACGGAUUGGUACUGGGGGGCGUGAGCCAGACAGCCCAGUGAGCCAGACAGACAUCCGUGCCGGCAGAGCUGUCUCCAUCCCAUCCAACACUUGGCUUAUUUUUGUGUAUCUGCCUGUCUGUCUGUCUGUCUGUCGUGCUGAGGUAGGGAUCGGUUGACGCUCAUAACCAACCAUACAGGGCAUUAGCCCAGGCAGUGUGCGGUCUGGUGCAACUAUGCAAGACGGGCCGGGGAGGACCACCAGCCCUUUUCUUGACUGAUGACUUUGCUAAGGAAGUUGACUGAGG
Vitrella brassicaformis is the source of this 2948-nucleotide messenger RNA. The record is from the annotation of a GenBank genome assembly. Lineage: Eukaryota; Vitrellaceae.